AUGUCAGAUGUCAACACAAUUGGCGCUAACUCUUUCAACGGGUGCUCAAGCUUAUCUACCAUUAAUUUUGGAGGUUCUGCAAAGUACAUUAAUAGCUAUGCUUUUGGAUCAUGCACAUCAAUUACAAAAAUAAAUAUCUCAUCAACCAUUAAUACAAUUUCAAGUAACGCAUUUUAUUAUUGUACCAAACUAGAAAGUUUUAUUGCAUCAUCUUCAGUUAAUUCAAUUGAAAACAGGGCAUUUAGUUCUUGCUCUAAUUUAGCUCACUUAUACUUUGCAUCCACUGUUCAAUCCAUUAGUAACUCUACUUUUUACCAAUUUGCCAAAUUAGUAGAUGUAGUAUUCAAUUCUUCGGUAGGAACCAUAAAUUCUAAAGCAUUUCAAAGUUGCUCUUCAUUAAAUAGUGUAACAUUUGCUUCUUCUGUAAAUACAAUUGGAACUAAUGCAUUUUCUAAUUGCAACAAACUAGUAAAUGUUAAUUUUUUUAAUGGAUGCUCAACACUCGAAACUAGUGCUUUCUAUGGAUCAAAAAUUUCCAAUAUUUAUAUUGCAGGGUCUAUUUCAACGAUCAGUAAUAAUUGCUUUACAAGCUGUACAAUAGGAACAAUAAAUUUAAAUUACAGUAAUCUUCAAACUAUUAAUAGUUAUGGAUUCUAUCAAAGUAGAAUUGAUAAUAUUUAUUUACCUGCAACUCUAUCAAGUAUUAAUUCAUAUGCAUUUUAUGGUUCCAAUAUUGGUAAUUUUAUAAGUUCAGGAGGGUCAGUUUACGCAUCUGAUCAUGCAUUUCAAUCUAGCAGUAUAACAAAUGCAAUUUUCCCAUAUAUUAAAUCAAGAGGUUCGUAUGCAUUUAGUUCUUCUACCAUUUCAACACUAACAUUUACUAAUGACACAAAUUCAAUAAUAGGCUAUUUAUUUUCUUAUUACGAUUAUUAUUCUUAUUAUAGUAGCACAAUUAAUAAUCUAAUGGUUCCAAGUUCAAUUAAAACAAUUGGUAGUUAUUCAUUUUAUCAAACAUCUUUAUCACGUCUAACUCUCAGUGAAGGAAUCCAAACAAUUAACGAUUAUGCAUUUUACAAAUGCUCACUUAGGGAACUUACAAUUCCAGAUUCACUUCAGUAUAUUUAUUCAUAUGCUUUUUAUAAAUGCCCAAUAUCAACAAUAAAUAUUAAUAAUAUUACAAGUAAAUUAAUCCAAAUUGGAUCAUCUGCAUUUAACGGGACAUAUAUAAGUUCUAUUCAACUACCACCAUCAUUUCAAAGCCUUGGUAGUUAUGCAUUUAGUGGAACAUAUAUUAAUUAUCUUGGAAUUUCAAAUCAGACUUCUCUUGGAUCAUAUAUUAUUUUUGGGAGCCCCAUGACUUCAAUAGAAAUUCCUGAUGGAAUUACAUCAAUAGGUAGUUAUGCAUUUGCAAAUAGCAAUAUUGUUUUUGCAAAAUUGCCAACAACUCUUGUUACAAUUGGAGAUGGGGCAUUUCAAAACACGCCACUAGUUAAAUUAGUUUAUUUCUAUCAUGGAAAUUCAAUCAACAGUUACGCUUUUCAGAAUACACUUAUUAGGAAAAUAAUAAUCCCAGAAGGUAUCCAAUCAAUAGGUUCAUAUGCUUUUAAUAAUUGCCCAUUAAGAGAAAUUAAAUUGCCUAGUACAUUAAAAUAUAUAAACUCAUACGCUUUUUAUAAUACUUCGCUUAGUGAAAUUAACUUUCCUGCAAAUCUUUAUUCAAUUGGUGAAAGUGCAUUUCAAUUAACAUUUAUCACAAGACUUGAUCUACCAUCGGGGUUAUAUUCAAUUGGAAAUAAUGCAUUCAGAAAUCUUAGAAUAACUGAUGUGAAUGUUCGAAAUUCACUAAAUUCUAUUGGCUCAGGAGCAUUUGCAAAUACUUCAAUAACCUCAUUUUAUCUCCCUGAAGGAUUAUCAUCAAUAUCUUCAGAGCUUUUUAGAGACACAUAUCUGUCGAAUCUUUCAAUUCCAAGUACUCUGCGGUAUAUUAAUUCAAACGCUUUUGCCAAUACACCACUGAACCAUAUUGAACUUCCAUCCGGUUUCUAUCAAUUAUACGAUGAGGCUUUCCGUGAUUCAAAUAUUUCAAAUAUUUCUUUGAAAUCUCUAAACUAUAUUGGUUCCGAUGUAUUUCGGAACUGUCCUCUCCAACAAAUAAAGCUCCCAGAUAAUUUACAAUCAAUUUCUACGAGAACAUUUCGAUAUUCAAAUAUUUUAAAUCUUACAAAUUCAAGAAACUUACAAAUUAUAUAUGACGAUGCAUUUGCAUAUUGUCCAUUAGAAUAUAUAGAACUUCCGGAAGGAUUCACUACAAUAUAUGAUUUCGCAUUUAGGUAUAGCAAUAUCACUCAUAUCAAAGUUCCAAGUACCCUUAGUUCGGUUGGUUCUUAUGCAUUUUAUUGUAGCAAACUAGAAGAAUUCAAUUAUUCACAAAAAAUUAAGUUUCAAGAGUAUACAUUUGCAUAUACACCAAUGAAAUAUCUCGAAAUUAAAGAAGAAAUUGGAGUAAUUUACAAUUAUUCUUUUGCUUAUACAAAUUUAACCGAAUUAAAAGUACCAAGUUCAAUUUAUUAUAUUAAUACUUUUGCAUUUAUGGGUAGCAAACUAAAGAAUAUCACUAUAAAUGCUACGGGUUUAACAACUAUUGGUUAUAGUGCAUUUGAAAAUAGUGGAAUAGAAUAUGUUAACAUUCUGUCAAAUCUCUAUGAAAUUGAAAUUAAUGCAUUUAGAAACAGUCAUUUGAUCAAUAUUACUCUUACUAAUACGCUGUACAGAUUUGGUUCGUCAGCAUUUGAAGGAACUCAUCUUGAAUCAUUCAAUGUUCCAGAUUCUAUAGUCAAUAUUUCUUAUUGCUUAUUCACUCGCAGCACUUUAAAGCAUGUAUAUUUACCUCCAACUGUGAUUAGAAUAUUUGAAUAUUCGUUUAACGGUACUCAAAUUGAAAAUAUUACAUUUCCACCGAACAUUUAUCGACUAGAUGAAUAUUGUUUAGCAUACUCUAAAUUGAAAUAUAUUUCUCUUCCAAGUGGUUGCCAAGUAAUUGAUUCCUAUGCUUUUUAUGCAACUCCAAUGACUGAUUUAUAUUUAAAUGAUGGAUUGACAUAUUUGGAAGAUUAUGCACUUGCAGGAACAAAUCUUACCAAAAUAAGAUUCCCUUCUUCCCUUUAUACAAUUGGAGAAUAUUGUUUCCAAAACAGUGCUUCGACUUAUAUUGAGCUUCCAGAAGGUUUAUACAAGAUUGAUUCUUAUGCUUUUGCAAGCAGUAACUUGACUGUGCUAAAUAUGUCUUCUACAAUUAAUAUAAUAUAUGACUAUGCGUUUGCAAAUUGUCCAAUGACAAAUUUAACAGUUACUAAUUAUUGCCAAAGUAUUGGAAAUUAUGCAUUUGCUAAUAGCAAUUUAGUAAAUAUCACAUUCCCCAAUUCUUUAAGAAGCAUCGGAAGUUAUGCUUUUAUAGGAUGUCCAUGCACAAAUUUGUCUCUAAAUCCUGGAUUUUCAUCAUUAUUAUCAAAUGCAUUUACUUAUAGUAAUGUCAAAUAUUUAUAUUUACAAAGUAUUAAUCUAAUAGAUACAGAGGUAUUUUAUAACUCCUCUAUUGAAAUGAUCAAGUUCCCAGCAAUUUCUUCAUUAGAAAUUAGAAGAUAUGCAUUUGCUUAUUGCACAUUACCAGAUAUUAUCCUUCCAUAUGGUAAAUAUAGUAUUGGAAAAUUCAGUUUUAGAGGUACAAAAACUAAAUUGCUUGUAAUACCUUCAACAAUGUCACAAUUUAUUAACUGGUCAUUUGUUGGAUGUAUUGUUGAUCAACUUAAUAUUCAAGAAGGCUUAACAACAAUCCCAGAAUUCUAUUUCUCAAUGAAUGACUUCUACCACAUUUCUCUUCCAUCAACACUAAGAUACAUAGGAAGACAUGCUUUCAUGUGUGUUUGGAUGAGCGAAAUUUCAAUUCCAGCCGGCUGCAAUGUUUCCCACAAAGCAUUUGAAAAUUGUCAAAAUCUCAAAAGAAUUACUAUUGGUGCCAAUUGUAUAAUCAAUGCUGGUGCAUUCUUUAUGUGCAAUAAUACUGAAGUUGUAACUGUAUCUGAGAAUAUUGAAUACACAGAUAUGGCAUUUGGUGAUCUUCAAAACAUCUCCCUUAUUUACACUGGCACUAAUGAUGUUACAGAACUUAAUGCAACAUUGAAUUAUCAACAAAUUGCAGCAAAUGUAACAGUUCCAUGCAAUUAUAACAGCACAACAUUUUGUGGAAAAAGAAUUAUAAAAUCAGACUGCGAUUCAUGA
Messenger RNA from Trichomonas vaginalis G3, 4275 nucleotides. Its product is annotated as leucine-rich repeats (6 copies)-containing protein. The record is from RefSeq and is a predicted model, not a curated record. The transcript has a single exon. NCBI's taxonomy places the organism in Eukaryota, Parabasalia, Trichomonadida, Trichomonadidae. Bases 1 to 4275 code for a protein of 1424 amino acids.